GUAGAAGUCUCGGGGCACGUUCAUGUAAUUAACAAUUUCUAUGUCCAUUCCCAUUUCCCCCGAGAACAACCAAACCCUCAUUCAAAGUUCUUCGUCGAGUACAAAAUUUCAAAUUUGGGGGCAAAAAACUAAUUAGGGUUUUUUUUGGGACGGCGAACAUGUCGAUGGGGAGGCCCAAGGAGCUUCAGUUGGUUGGCAAGCCGGAGCCGUCGGCUGGCUCGAAGGCGCUUGUCGAGUACACGCCGCCUGUAUUCAAGGAGGAAGAGGAGGACCUGGAGAUCAAGCUCCGGCGGAUCCUCGAGAACGUUCCAGUCCGCGUCAGCAAUACCUCCGGUAGCUCCGCCGGCUCCGGCUCCGGAGACUUCCACCAGUAUCGCCAGAUGAGACGGAAAGAGCAAGAUCGGCUUACUAGGAUGGACGUUGACUACCAAAGAAGAAAAGAACUGGCUGAAUUCAAUAUGAGAAGGGAGGAAAGAAUGAAAGCUGCUGAGGAACGAACAGCGAAGAAGCGUUCCAAACGUCAAAAGAAAAAACAAAGGAAAAAGGAGAAGAAAAGUGAAUUGAAUGGAGGAGGAGAAGAGCAUCAUAAGGAAGAAUCUUCGGAUGAUGAAGGGGAUUCUGAUGAUGGUGAGGAGGCAGCAAAAUAAAUGAAUAAGCUUUCACCAAAGUCUGAUUUUCAAGUAUUGGCUCAAGAUUUACAUUAGCAUCUUCAAGUAAAAGGACAAAAUGGGGCACGCCAACUUCUUUUGGAUUUCAGUUUCUGUAUUCUACUUUUUGCCGUUUGUGUAAGCUGAAGUCCUCUGUAUGUACCUGCGGAUCAGAUAAUCUGAAAUGGUUGGUUCUGUUAAACAAUUUUUCUACCCUUCUUGCUGAUAGACUGCUGCCUCUUCUACGUUCUACCCAACUGCAAUUGGAAUGUCAAUGACUUUUGUAGAACAUAAUGGAUUGAGUUUUGAACA
Messenger RNA from Alnus glutinosa, 959 nucleotides. RefSeq lists its product as uncharacterized. The record is from RefSeq and is a predicted model, not a curated record. Lineage: Eukaryota; Viridiplantae; Streptophyta; Magnoliopsida; Fagales; Betulaceae. The transcript is spliced from 2 exons. Gene Ontology annotation, biological process: negative regulation of protein kinase activity. Gene Ontology annotation, molecular function: protein kinase binding; protein kinase inhibitor activity; double-stranded RNA binding. Gene Ontology annotation, cellular component: nucleolus. Bases 159 to 647 code for a protein of 162 amino acids.